ACCUUAAUCCCACUUAUCCUUUCACCAUAAACUGUAUGCAUUGGUCCAUUAUCUCAUUUCAUUGUGCAUAUCUUCAGCAUCUACUAUUGCAUGCAUUUCAAUAUUUUAUAUCGUAAUCAUCCAUUAAUAUUACAGUCUGUUCCUAAAAUCUGCAGUUAAAUGGUGCAUUCUGGUAUGCAUAUACUGCAGUACACAGUAAAUGACUGGGCUUGCAUUUCCCUUGAAUAUAACAUGUUUUAACCCAUGCUUUUCUAACACUCUCUUUUUUGGGGUUUAUUCUGGUGGUGCUACUCUACUUGCUGGGCAUGAUCAGGUCAUCAUAAGACCGAUGAUAAAAUGCGGGCCUUCGCGGAGAGAGUCUUUGCGUCUGAGACCAAAGACGAGUCUCACCGUGAUGAGAUCUCCAUGUUUGAUGUGGCUGACGACUGCCCCAUCCUGCACCAAGAGAUGGCCAAGCAUCUGCACGCUGAUGAUGACACUGAGAAACGCAAGAGGCUUCAACGCAGCCGCACCAUAACUGUGCCUUCAGGUUCUACCAAGAAAUCUGUUGCCCCUAUAGUAGCAGUGGAGGUGGAAACGCCCACCUACCUGGAAGUACCCGACUUCCAGAGAGUGGCCAUCAUCGGAGACUAUGCCGCCGGGGUGACCAUGGACGACUUCGAGCUGUCCUGUAAGGGUCUGUACCGUGCCUUGACCAUCAGGGAGAAGUACAUGAGGCUGGCUUAUCAGCGUUUCCCACGGACAGCCUCCCAAUACCUGCGUGAGAUUGAGGGAGAGCCCUACAAGGUAGAAGAUACGGUGCUGCCAGUCUUCACAGAACCUCCAAAGGAUGGGGAAGACCCCUUCGAUUCAAAGGCACUGCCUAAGAAUCUGGGCUUAGUUGCUCGCAUGAAGGAUGGUGUCAUCCAGGUGUUCAAUGAUGCUGCAGCUGCUGACAAACAUCAGCCCAAAGACCUGCCCUGCCCUGACUAUGAGACCUUCAUCGACGACAUGAACUUCCUCAUCGCUCUCAUCGCACAGGGCCCAACUAAGACUUACACUCACCGCCGUCUGAAGUUCCUCAUGUCCAAGUUCAAUGUGCAUGAGAUGCUGAAUGAGAUGGAGGAGAUGAAGGAGCUGAAGAUGAACCCCCACAGGGACUUCUACAACUGCAGGAAGGUGGACACCCAUAUCCACGCUGCUGCCUGCAUGAACCAGAAACACCUUCUGCGCUUCAUCAAGAAGUCUUACCGUGAUGACGCUGACCGCGUCGUGCACAAAAUCAAGGGUCGGGAGGUCACAAUGAAGGAGCUCUUCGAGACUCUCAACUUGCAUCCAUAUGAUCUGACUGUGGAUUCCCUGGAUGUGCACGCUGGUAGACAAACAUUCCAGCGUUUUGAUAAGUUCAACGCCAAGUACAACCCCGUAGGAGCCAGUGAGCUGCGUGACCUGUACAUGAAGACAGAGAACCACAUCAAUGGAGAGUACUUUGCCACCAUCAUCAAGGAAGUAGCCACUGACCUGGAGGAUGCCAAGUACCAGUACGCUGAGCCUCGUCUGUCCAUCUACGGCUGCAACCCCAAUGAGUGGACCAAACUCUCUGGUUGGUUUGUCAAGCACAGAGUCUACUCCCCAAAUCUAAAAUGGAUGAUUCAAGUACCCAGGAUCUAUGACAUCUUCAGAGGCAGGGACUUUGUGCCCCACUUUGGCAAAAUGUUGGAGAACAUUUUCCUUCCCGUGUUCCAGGCUACCAUCGAUCCACACACCAACCCUGAGCUCAGCCUCUUCCUCCGGCAUGUGACAGGUUUUGACAGUGUGGAUGAUGAGUCCAAGCACAGUGGUCACAUGUUCUGCACCAAGAGCCCCAAACCAGAGGAGUGGGACAUUGUCAAGAACCCCUCCUACACUUAUUACAUCUACUACAUGUAUGCCAACAUCGCUGUGCUCAACCAACUCCGUAGAUCGAGGGGGAUGAACACAUUCAUGUUCAGGCCUCACUGCGGUGAGGCCGGUGCCGUCACCCAUCUGCUGGCUUCCUUCAUGACUGCUGACAACAUCUCUCAUGGUCUCAAUCUCAAGAAGAGUCCUGUGCUGCAGUACCUGUACUUCCUGACCCAGAUCCCCAUCGCCAUGUCCCCCUUGAGCAACAACAGCCUGUUCCUGGAGUAUGCCAAGAACCCCCUGCUGGAGUUCCACAAAAAAGGCCUGGUGGUUUCUCUGUCCACUGACGACCCUAUGCAGUUCCACUAUACCAAGGAACCCUUGAUGGAAGAGUAUGCCAUUGCAGCCCAGGUCUUCAAGCUAAGUACCUGCGAUAUGUGUGAGAUCUCCAAGAACAGCGUGUUGCAGAGCAGCUUGUCUAAUGAGGAGAAGACCCACUUCCUUGGUAAGGACUACCUGAAGGAGGGACCAGAGGGCAACGACAUCCGUAAGAGCAAUGUGGCCCAGAUCCGUAUGGCAUAUCGCUAUGAGACCCUGUGCUAUGAGCUCAACCUCAUCAAGGACGGCGUGAAGUCUGAGUAAAUAAUUUCAUCACUUUUGUGAGAAAUUUAAAAAGACAGUUCAGAAAUCAGAAAACACAUCCCCAAAAAGUUUUUCACUUUUGUAAACUCUUCAACAAACUUAAAGCAUUGUAACAUACUGAUGUUCUCUCAAGCCAUUUGGAGAAAGGAAGUUUGUUGAUAAUUGUCUUCAUUGUACAUCAUCCACACAUCUUGUCCAAUUGUGUUCUUCAAAAUGUGUAUUCCAUAUGGAAAAACAUCAUGUAACAACGAAAGUAAAUAAAACGUGAAAAGAACAAA
Molecule: messenger RNA, 2780 nt
Organism: Scomber scombrus (Atlantic mackerel)
Lineage: Eukaryota; Metazoa; Chordata; Actinopteri; Scombriformes; Scombridae
Gene: ampd1
Product: adenosine monophosphate deaminase 1 (isoform M)
Exons: 15
Coding region: 337-2502 (721 amino acids)
Biological process (GO): IMP salvage; AMP metabolic process
Cellular component (GO): cytosol
Molecular function (GO): AMP deaminase activity
Source: RefSeq, a predicted model, not a curated record